Molecule: messenger RNA, 1364 nt
Organism: Perognathus longimembris pacificus (Pacific pocket mouse)
Lineage: Eukaryota; Metazoa; Chordata; Mammalia; Rodentia; Heteromyidae
Gene: Pmm2
Product: phosphomannomutase 2
Exons: 8
Coding region: 235-981 (248 amino acids)
Biological process (GO): protein N-linked glycosylation; GDP-mannose biosynthetic process; mannose metabolic process
Cellular component (GO): cytosol
Molecular function (GO): phosphomannomutase activity
Source: RefSeq, a predicted model, not a curated record
GAUAUACGUAUAUAUUAGCCACUUCCGGUAGUCUCUGCAUCCAGCAGCCUCUGCAAUGGACCACGGUGGUAUAGAAAGGCCUAGGCCAUUGCAGGCAACCCACUGAGACUCUCAUUAGGAUCUUGCUUCCUAAUCUCCUUUGCAUAAACUGGUCUCUGAACAAAUCUUUAAGACUUGAGCCUGGACCCAUGGAUAGCCGCAUUCGCCUCCACUCCCAUCUUACCUCUUUUGGUGAUGUGCCCUCUAGAAAGCCAUUGUCUUGUGUGUGCGACCUUAGACCUUAAGUGCAGGGUUUCUGAGCCACAGAAAAUUACGAAGGAAAUGGAUGACUUUCUACAAAAAUUGAGGCAGAAGACGAAAAUCGGAGUGGUAGGCGGGUCGGACUUUGAGAAAGUGCAAGAGCAGCUGGGAAAUGAUGUGGUUGAGAAAUACGAUUAUGUGUUCUCAGAAAAUGGCUUGGUGGCCUACAAAGAUGGGAAGUUUCUGUGUAAACAGAAUAUUCAAGGUCAUCUGGGUGAGGCCCUAAUCCAAGAUGUAAUCAACUACUGCCUGAGCUACAUAGCAAAAAUCAAACUCCCGAAGAAAAGGGGAACUUUCAUCGAAUUCCGAAAUGGGAUGUUGAAUGUAUCCCCUAUUGGAAGGAGUUGUAGCCAAGAAGAACGAAUUGAGUUCUACGAGCUGGAUAAAAAAGAAAAUAUACGACAAAAAUUCGUAGCAGACCUACGGAAGGAGUUUGCAGGGAAAGGCCUCACGUUUUCCAUAGGAGGUCAGAUCAGCUUUGAUGUCUUUCCUGAUGGUUGGGACAAGAGGUACUGCCUGAGACACGUGGAAAAUGACGGUUUUAAGACCAUCUAUUUCUUUGGCGACAAAACUAUGCCAGGCGGCAAUGACCACGAGAUCUUCACAGACCCGAGAACCGUGGGCCACACAGUCACAGCCCCCGAGGAUACACGCAGGAUCUGCGAGGAGCUCUUCCCAUGAUGCUAACAGAGGGGUCCCCACGCCACCCUGAGGUCAUUCCAGGCCUUAUCCCAGAGCCCUCAGCUCCUUGGCCAGCUGCUAGCUCACCAGUCACCUCCACCUUAACAGUCUCCAUCUCCAGUGCCAGCAGCAGCCAAGAGAGACACCCACAGCAGCAGGGGGCUGGGCAUGGCUGUGGUGGAGUACUGGUGCACACACACACACACACACACACGCUUAAAGAAUAACUCCCAAGAAGACAGACCACCCCCCCCCCCCAGUCUGGCAGUGGUACAGGAUUUUUUUAACUUGACAAUAGUGUCUGGGCCCUCCCUCUUCGUGGGUAAAAAAGUUCAGACCCAGCAUCAACACCAAAAGUGGGGACUUGGGGCUGUGAAUAUGGC